AUGGAGUAUGUUAUGGCCCAAGCUGGAUUGAAAACGAAUCAUCGUGCUUGGUGCUUUUAUUUAUUUAUUAAUAAUCGUGGUCGUAUUGGUUUUUUACGUAUUAAUAUUCUUGGUGGUUGUAUUGAUAUUUCACUUAUUAAUAAUCUUGGUUGUAUUUCUUAUAAAAAAUUUCAUGAUUUUCUAUUUAUUAACGGUUUUGGUUUUGAAGAUUUUUUGAUUUCUAACAAAGUCAUUAGUUCAAAAUCUGAAAUUCCAUCACGCACCACAUUAUCACCUGUUAAUCUCAAUAAAAUAUAUGAUGUUUGUUAUCAAAAAACAAAAGAAUUAUUAAAAUCAUAA
Rotaria sp. Silwood1 is the source of this 339-nucleotide messenger RNA. NCBI's taxonomy places the organism in Eukaryota, Metazoa, Rotifera, Eurotatoria, Philodinida, Philodinidae. The record is from the annotation of a GenBank genome assembly.